Molecule: messenger RNA, 2782 nt
Organism: Triplophysa dalaica
Lineage: Eukaryota; Metazoa; Chordata; Actinopteri; Cypriniformes; Nemacheilidae
Gene: lamp2
Product: lysosomal-associated membrane protein 2
Exons: 6
Coding region: 112-1164 (350 amino acids)
Biological process (GO): protein targeting to lysosome involved in chaperone-mediated autophagy; autophagosome maturation; cellular response to starvation
Cellular component (GO): autophagosome membrane
Source: RefSeq, a predicted model, not a curated record
ACUUAUACUAGAGCCUGUUUGAGAUCAGAGCACUGUGCUGAACCGGGUCAUACUCGGUCCGGACGUCACUCAAAGCCGUCUGUUUGCUAGAGAAACCAUCUACACGUCGCCAUGGCUCUUCGCGGUUGUGUGAUUCUGCUCUUCGUUUUGCUAAGUGGUUCUGUUAAUGCGGAUGACACUGCAACAACCUUAGCACCUGGGAUGCAAGAGUCAAGUACUAGCCAAAUCCCAACAGUCACACAGACGGGUUCUCCAUCCAGCUCUGCGGCCCCUACGACUACCACUCUUUCCACUACAGAAGCUCCGACUACCAUGACAUCAAAAGCUCCGACUACCAUGACCACAGAAGCACCGACUACCCAUCACAACACUACCAAUUCUACCACCGAAGUUCCAACAACCAAGCCUCACAUCCCCACCACAGAACCUCCAACCACCCCACACCAUAAUACAACUAAUUCCACCACCGAAGCGCCAACUACAGCGCCAACUACAGCGCAUACAAAUGCUACGACAGCACAGACCCCUCCUCCAACGACCCCUACUCCAACAACCCCCCAAGUCCCCAAACCGACUGUUGGAAACUACAAUGUCAGGCCUGACUUCAACUCCUCAGCCUGUCUUUUAGCAAAGAUGGGCCUGCAGUUCAGCUUCCAACCAAGUGGGAAUGCCAGCCGUCAGACUAUUAAUGUUGAUCCGAAUGUGACUGUAGCAACCGGGACCUGUGGAAGUGGUGGCAGUAACUCUUCUCUUGUGCUGAAGUCUGACAAAAUGACAGUUCAGUUUGUUUUCACAAAUGUUUCCGAAAAAUUCCGCCUGCAUGCUUUAGAGCUUUGGAUUGAUAUCGGACAGGGAAGCUUUUUCAACGAAUCCAAUACUAAUCUGUCUCUGUGGGAGGUGUCUAUUGGAAGCUCCUACAUGUGCAGAAAAGAGCAGACUUACAACAUCUCGGACAAGCUUACCAUCAACACAUUUGAUCUACAAGUGCAGCCUUUUGCAGUCCAGAAGAACGCAUUUAGCACAGCCCAUGAAUGUUCAAUGGAUGACAUCAGCCUCUUAAUCCCAAUCAUUGUUGGUGCCGUUCUGGCUGGUUUGAUUUUCAUUGUUGUGAUUGCAUACGUGAUUGGUCGACGAAGGACCUAUGUUGGAUAUCAGACACUGUAAUGCAACAAAAAUCACAAAAUCAAAUCCAAGGGACACCAAGCCUGUUCCUGGACCAUUGUAAAUAUUGUGGUAAUUGUAUAAUUAUGAUUGGCUACUGACUCUUGGUCACAGGAGUCCAAAUAUUUUUUGUGUUUGUGGUCGAUUAAUCCAUCAUCCUUAAAACUGCAACUGCAUUAGAAACCUGAAGAAACAGUGGCAGUCCAGGACCACGGCUUCAUAUCGAUAAUUAGUUUGUGUUUAUGAACCACUUUUUGUUUUUUGUGUGUGUGCUUUGACAAUUUUGAUUGUGAAGUGCAUGUUUUUUCCUUGUUAUCAGAGCUCUUAGAUGCAAUUUAGUGGUAUUACAUUAGUCCUGGCAUUUGCCAGUUAUCUUAUGCAACAACACGACCGUAUCAUCGAUACAUACCCCCCUUCCCCCAUGUGAACUGCAUCACACCCUCCAUCCUGUAGGCAUUCCUUUAAUGCUAUUGGUCAUUGUGAUAUUAAAUAAUUUGGCAUCUCUUUUUCAGUUGUCAUUGCGUCCACAGCCUAAAAUAUUUGGUUGAUCUAAAAUAGUUUAUAUUGAGAAGCAUUUCAGCAGGGAAGUCAAAUAUAAAAAGUAAUUUCUGGAACGUGUUGCACUAUAGUGAACUGACAGAUUGCCAUACCUCACAUUUAUUAAAAUCAAGUUGUUUUGAAAUAUGUUGGCAAUCUAUUAUUCAGAGCAGCUGUUGUGGAAACUCCAAAAAUAGUGGUCAAAACUAGACUGAUGGCCCUCUCAAACAAUAGAGCUUCUAGGACAGGGAAAAACAAAUGCUUAUAAAGUUUAAACAUUCACAAGCUUUUAAAAAAAGAAAUACAGACCGGUGUUAAAAAAAGUGCAAUGGCUUGUUUUCCCCAGAUAUAUUUAGUAAAAAGUGGUGUAUUCUGUUACUAAAUAUAUUGUGGGACGUUUUAUUUAAUUUAAAAGGGAUGGCUACAAAUUCAAGCAUGCGUAAGCUUUAAUCAUAGCUACUUUUCACAGUAUUUUCCACUUGCAUAACUAGUCUAAAAGAAAGAUACCGCUUAUGGCAUACUAUGAAUUAUACUUGCUGGAGGAUCGAUUUGUAAUAUCGUGUGGUGGUGGUGGCUGUGGAUGCAUUUUGUAUACAUGUGCACAUUUUGUUGCUUUAAUUUGAGUUAAAAAGCUUUUGCACAGUAUCGUUUCUUUAUAUUUUCAUUUCUUAAGCCUUUCUGAUUUACUUUGCCUGAUUGUCUUUGUUUUCUCCUCUGGUGAAUUCACUGUUCAUGCACAAGUCUAAUUUUGGCUAUGCACCUGCACAGAAUCUGGUUUGAAUCUCUUUUUUCCACUAUAACCAGAACGCAUUAAAACUUGGGAUGGUCAUUUGUGCCUUGCGUAAUAAAAUUGCUUCUAUCGCCAUCCAAUCAGUAACAUGAUUAGCUUUGUCAAUAAAGAGAAUUUAUUUCUUUUUCUUGAGCACAUUUGUGACAUUUUGCUAGUUUUUUGUGAAAAGGGAUUCUUGAUCUGACUGCCCUAAAACUUGAUGUGUGAUUUGCUGUUUUGCAAUGGAUUUGUCAAAGGUUUUAAUGGGCUUUUAGCUGCAAUAAACUGAGAAAUAUAAUUGUGUACACAUUAAAA